AUGUCAUACUUAUCCCCACCUGACCCCAUCCCUGCCUCCAAGGAGGCAGACAGCUGGGAAAUCAUUGAGGGGCUGAAAAUCGGUCAGAGCAACGUCCAGAGGCCAGAUAAACACGAGGGCUUCAUGCUGAAGAAGCGAAAAUGGCCACUGAAAGGCUGGCACAAGCGUUUUUUUGUCCUGGACAAUGGGAUGCUGAAGUACUCCAAGUCACCAAUUGAUAUUCAGAAAGGCAAGCUGCAUGGCUGCAUUGAUGUGGGUCUCUCUGUCAUGUCCAUCAAGAAGAGAGCCCGCCGCAUUGACUUGGACACAGAGGAGUAUCUCUACCACCUCAAGAUCAAGUCUCCAGACAUCUUUGACUGCUGGGUGGUCAAGCUACGCCACCACCGUCUCUACCGGCAGAAUGAGAUCGUCCGCUCCCCCCGAGACGCCACCAUAAGGACGUUUCCUCCCCCUGCCAGCACAGAGUCCCCCAUCCUUCACCCCCACCCAGCCCCCUCCCCCGCUGCAGGACAACAUGAAGUAAAGUCCCCCCCAGCCCCCAGUAGCAGCACCAGUCUUCCACCAUGGCAGUCCCCCCAGGCCCCCAGUACCAGGAGCAGCCUGCCUGCCUCCUACAGUAACGGGCAGAGCAAGGUGGCCGCAUGGCUCCAGGAGUCAGAGGAGAUGGACAAGUGUACAGAGGAGCUCGCCCGCUGCCAGUCCAGCCUGAUUGAGCUGAGCAAGUUACUGCAGAGCCUGGAGGGCCUACAGAGGACCCAGUCAGCGCCCAAUUUCACUGACAUGCAGGUCCCCUCUCUCCCUGUGAGUGCCAGUAUGUCGCCCACGCGCCUCCACUCCUCCAACCCCAACCUGUGCGCUGAGCAGGUGGACUUCCAGACCCCUGUCUCUCGCCAGAUUCCUGACAACAUGGAGUGUGGCGGUGACUACAUCAAACUACAGGAGGACUUCUGCCUCAUCGCUCAGAAAGUCCACUCCAUGUUGAAGUCUGCGUUCACCACGGUGGCCAUGGAGAAGGAGAAGAUCAAAUCUGUUCUCUCAGACCAGGAGCAGUCAGAACGGUCUGCCCAGGUCAUCACCCUCAGGAAGUCUCUGUCACAGGCCCUGUCCCAAAACGCUGAGCUUAAAACCCGACUGGGCCGCAUCCACUCUGAGUCGGUCCUGUCUGAACAAACAAUCAGUGUGAACCUCAUCACCAGUCCUGAUGAGGGGGGAGAGCAGAGGGGAAUCCCUCUGACUCAACAGACGUCCAAUGAGAGCAGGCUGUCUAUGUCAGAGUCUGUGUCGGAGUUCUUCGACGCCCAGGAAGUGCUGCUGUCGGCCAGCUCGUCAGAGAACGAGGCCUCAGACGAUGAAUCAUACGUCAGCGACGUGAGCGAUAACAUUUCAGAAGACAAUGCCAGCGUGACUGAUAACGUCUCCAGACAAAUGCCGAACGGAGACCUGGCUGGAAGUGCCUUCCGUAACGGGCGACGCCCGUGUCUCCCCGCCCCCUCGCCAGACUGCAGCAACAUCAACCUGUGGAACAUCCUGAGGAACAACAUAGGAAAGGACCUGUCCAAGGUGUCCAUGCCUGUGGAGCUCAACGAGCCCCUCAACACCCUGCAGCACAUGUGUGAAGAGCUGGAGUACACUGAGCUACUAGACAGGGCUGCCGAUACGGAGGACCCCUAUGAACGCAUGGCCAUUAUGGCAGCGUUCGUCAUCUCAGGGUACUCCUCCACGUACUACAGAGCGGGAAGCAAGCCAUUCAACCCUUUACUGGGAGAGACGUAUGAAUGUAUCCGUGAGGACAAGGGCAUGUGUUUUAUCGCUGAGCAGGUGAGCCACCAUCCACCCAUAUCAGCUUGUCAUGCUGAUUCCAACAAGUUCACCUUCUUGCAAGACGUCAGAUGGAAAAACAAAUUCUGGGGGAAAUCAAUGGAAAUCCUCCCGAUUGGCACCGUUAAUGUUAUCCUUCCAAGCUUUGGUGACCACUAUGAAUGGAACAAAGUCACCACCUGCGUACACAACAUCCUAAGCGGGAGAAGGUGGAUCGAACACUACGGGGAGAUCACCAUUAGGAACACCAAAAGCAGUGCCUGUAUCUGCAAACUUACCUUCGUCAAGGGAAAUUACUGGAGUUCUAAUGUGAAUGAGGUUCAAGGGUUUGUGAUGGACCAAGAGGGGAAGGUAGUGCGUCGCCUGUUCGGAAAAUGGCACGAGGGCCUUUACUGUGGAGUCCCGCCUUCUGCCAGAUGCAUCUGGAGGCCAGGGUCCAUGCCCACAGACUACGAGCUGUAUUAUGGCUUUACCAGGUUUGCCAUUGAGCUCAAUGAGCUUUGCCCUGAGAUGCAAGACCUGCUACCACCCACAGAUGCCCGCUUCAGACCCGAUCAAAGACACCUGGAGGAGGGGAAUGUGGAAAUGGCAGCCUCAGAAAAGCAGCGUAUUGAGGACAUGCAGCGCACCAGGAGGAAGUGGCAAGACGAGAACGACAUUAAGCAUGAACCACGCUUCUUCAAGAAAGUGGUUGAUGCCAAUCAAAGGGAGCGCUGGGUCACUAACAACACCUACUGGGAGCUUCGCAAAUCCCCCGGCUUCAUCAACAUGGAAAACCCUGACCUAUGGUAGCAUAUGGAUCGCUAUGCACACCAUAUCAUCAUCGCUGACAAAGGCUUUUAUCUAUGCACAAUGAGGUUUUCAAAUGAAUAUCUCAUUGACAAAAUGACAGUGUGGAAGGAUACAAGAGCUGAGAUGAGUUGAUGACUUACCGUCGCCCUAUUCAGCCGGCCAGUCACCCAUCCAACCAUCCUCUUGGAUCCCCCUCAUUGAGCUUGGUGCGGAGGCUGGGUUGUCAGGGCAACAAUCUUACCACGUAGAUCUAUCCUAAGUCGUUUUGUGUUUGUCCUUGCCUUAAAGUCACCUAUCCACACCACACAUUUUAAAGCUUUUAGUGAAACCCACUUGCGGUUUGAUUUAGACUGGUGUUUGUUCUGAAAGCGGUUUGAUUUAGACUGGUGCUUGUUCUAAAAGCGGUUUGAUUUAGACUAGUGUUUUGUUCUGAAAGCGGUUUGAUUUAGACUGGUGUUUGUUCUGAAAGCGGUUUGAUUUAGACUAGUGUUUUGUUCUGAAAGCGGUUUGAUUUAGACUAGUGUUUUGUUCUGAAAGCGGUUUGAUUUAGACUAGUGUUUGUUCUGAAAGCGGUUUGAUUUAGACUAGUGUUUUGUUCUGAAAGCGGUUUGAUUUAGACUAGUGUUUUGUUCUGAAAGCGGUUUGAUUUAGACUAGUGUUUUGCUCUGAAAGCGGUUUGAUUUAGACUAGUGUUUUGUUCUGAAAGCGGUUUGAUUUAGACUAGUGUUUUGUUCUGAAAGCGGUUUGAUUUAGACUAGUGUUUUGUUCUGAAAGCGGUUGGAUUUAGACUAGUGUUUGUUCUGAAAGCGGUUUGAUUUAGACUAGUGUUUUGUUCUGAAAGCGGUUUGAUUUAGACUAGUGUUUUGUUCUGAAAGCGGUUUGAUUUAGACUAGUGUUUUGUUCUGAAAGCGGUUUGAUUUAGACUAGUGUUUGUUCUGAAAGCGGUUUGAUUUAGACUAGUGUUUUGUUCUGAAAGCGGUUUGAUUUAGACUAGUGUUUUGUUCUGAAAGCGGUUGGAUUUAGACUAGUGUUUUGUUCUGAAAGCGGUUGGAUUUAGACUAGUGUUUGUUCUGAAAGCGGUUUGAUUUAGACUAGUGUUUUGCUCUGAAAGCGGUUUGAUUUAGACUAGUGUUUUGUUCUGAAAGCGGUUUGAUUUAGACUAGUGUUUUGUUCUGAAAGCGGUUUGAUUUAGACUAGUGUUUUGUUCUAAAAGCGGUUUGAUUUAGACUAGUGUUUUGUUCUGAAAGCGGUUUGAUUUAGACUAGUGUUUGUUCUGAAAGCGGUUUGAUUUAGACUAGUGUUUUGUUCUGAAAGUGGUUUGAUUUAGACUAGUGUUUUGUUCUGAAAGCGGUUUGAUUUAGACUAGUGUUUUGUUCUGAAAGCGGUUUGAUUUAGACUAGUGUUUUGUUCUGAAAGCGGUUUGAUUUAGACUAGUGUUUUGUUCUGAAAGCGGUUUAAUUUAGACUAGUGUUUGUUCUGAAAGCGGUUUGAUUUAGACUAGUGUUUGUUCUGAAAGCAACCGCUUUAGACUAGUGUUUGGAUUAGGCCUUUGACUACCUACUAAUGUAUGUGUCAUGCAUGUUUAGAGUGCAGCUUUCAUUGGCAUAUCCUAUAUAGACUAACAUUAUUUGUUUUAAAAACAAAAAGAAAAUAAAGAAGUCUGAAGUUUUUGUAAAAUAUCUUCAACAUCAUAGAAUUGAGCGAAAAUGUAACUAAUAUACAAUAUUGGAAGAUUGCUCUUAUUUCUUUCUGAAUUAGCCAUUUGCAUUAGUUCAGUCUGUAUCAUAGCUGUAUUCUCUAUUGGGUCACACAUUUUUCGUGAAAGUUAAAGAGAUUCUCUGGUAGUUUUGUAUAGUUUUUAGCCAGUCGUUCUGAAAGUAGCACUCACGAGCCAAAAAAGUGGAAAAUUGCAUACUACAUCACAUAUGUGCAGAUUUGUGCACCACCUCAUUGCUCUGUCUCUCUCUCUGCUGUGUGUGCAUGAUGUGCCUCUUGUUAGCUGUCACUCAAAUGGUUGAAGCUCAUUGGUUGAACUCGAAUUUCUAGGGGGCUGGACCAUGUGGGGGAAAAUGUAGGGGAAAUGGUGCAGCUCAGCUUCCAGAAAAACAGUCACUUUCAAACUAGGGAUUUUGUGUCUAAUUGAGGUAAAACCGUAAUUCUGCUCAUAGAUUAUGCAUGUAUGAACUAUACAUUAGCCCCGUUUAUACCUGCCACUUACAUGCGUCCUUCGUCCUGAUCUGGUCCUGAUCUUGCCAGUAUGCAAUUGUAAGAUCUGAUCAAACUCAGUUCACAAUGCGUCUUUUAUUGAUCUACACCUGUCUAUAAAUGUGGCACAAUCAGAAUGAGGACAAGAGCAGGACAAAGGGCGCAUGUUAUUAACAGGUAUAAACGUGGCUAUUGACACAUCCAGCCCAAAGCGAGAGGUUUAAAAAAAUAUAUACUUAUUAGUCGCCAAAGUUCCGGAACAUGUCUUUAAUUUGUUUUAAUCACUGGUUUUGGUGAAGGACAUUGCUGUAUGCCGAGACGUUUUCUCAGCAACUCCCAAAGACAAAACCCCUUGAGUUGAGACGUUUAGUUCCAGUUUGGCUAGUUGAGGGAGACUGGCCCAACAGCUGAUACAUAAGCACUGGGAAGCGACUUCCUUUUCGAGCCUUCAUGCAGCACACCACUUUCGUCACUCAUCACAACUGUUUAAGCUACAGACAAUACUUCCUUGUAAUUAACUUUGACAUGUAUAGACAAUACUGCUUUCUGUUAUUCAGCUCACACGAAAAUUAUUUUUGAUCGUUUAAGAAAGAGAAAAAAAAGUAUUAAUAUAAUUUGAAUGUUCUUUCAUUUCCUGUAAUACAAUUGAUCCGUGUUGUUGUCUGAGUGUUAUAGUGAGAAUCCUAGCCUGCAGUAGAACUAUAACGACAUGCCAACACCCAAGACAUCUGAUAUGGUGAUAUGACUAGAUACCCCCACUUAUACAACUACACAACACUGACUACCUCCACUUAUUCAACUACACCAGAUUGACUAGUUAUCCCAAUUUACACAACUACACCAGACUGACUGACUGGAUACCCCCAUUUAUACAACUACAGUACACCAGACAUACUGACUAGAUACCCCCACUUAUACAACUACAGUACACCAGACUGACUGACUAGAUACCCCCACAUACAAGUGUAUUGUGAAACACUAGGGAAACCUAUUUGUCAGUUCUUUGAUAAUACAUAACAGAUUCACAUAGACAUAUUAAUUUCUGUUAUGUAAAGAGGCCAAGGGCCAAAGUUAUUUUACAACGUUCAGAACUUUCUUGCUUUUGCAAAUCCUUUAACGUGACAAAAUGUUGAUGUUAAAGCCAAAGACAAGUGUUUUUUAAUUAUAGAAAAAUAUAAAUUCAUUCUAGUUAUGGUGUUUUUAUUAUGUAGUUACCACACAGAGAAAAAGCUAUUAUGAUAUUUGAUUAUCCUUUAAACAAGUGUCCAGUUCCUAGAAUUUACUGCUAUGAUGCUGUCCUUAACCAUUCACCAAUACAAUUUUAAAAGGGUUUAGAUUAUUACUGCCAAACAGCUUUAAUGUAUAGUUGAUGUCCCCCUUCCCUUUGGCACUACUGUGUGUAGCAGUCCAUACACAAAGUGUGUUAGAUUACCACAGAAUCUGUAACAAUACAUUGUACAUUUGGAUUAUAUUGAUUUGUUCAUUGUUUUGUCUUAGUGAAGCCGUAAAUUGAAACAAGGAAAGUGGUUCUACGUUAGAAAUAUUUAGAAUGGAAACAUUCAACUAUAAAGUCAAACCAUUCUUUUGUGUGUAAUGUCCAGUACUGCAGAUUAGACAGAAAAACGAUAGAUAUGACUACAAUAUCAUAUUGUAGUCAUGUAUUCAGAAAUCGAUUUGUUUGUCAGCGUCAAUUCCACUUGCUGUGCCUUAAUACAUUUGAUUAACGCCACGCACACAAUAUUGAUAAGAAACCCCAUACAAGUCAGAUAAGGAAACCAUUUCAAAUCCAAUCAACCACUUUCCCCACUGAGUACUGUUCCCCACAUUGUAUUAUGUACUAAAUAAUGUUGGGGAAUAGAAGUGUUCUGAAUGUGUCUGAAAUCUUGUUACGAUGUAGGCGGGGACAAUGACAUUUCCCAUAAAUCGUCUAGAAAUUCAAAUUUUCUGUGCAGUCAACCCCUCAUUUGUGAUCACUGUUAUUGUCAGUAUCAUACUGUCAGCCCAGUACACUACAUGUAAACAGCAGAAUAUUCCUGUCUCCUCUUUUGGAUUGGACUGAUGCAAAGACCUUACUAUCAAACUUCAACAUAAUACUUAGUUCAUCAGGAUAUUUGAGGAGGAUCAUGUACUCUGUGAUGUUCCAGAUGAAUACAUUGUUUUCAGAGAGAGAGAGAGAGACCUUGUAGAAAAUAACUAAGACUUGUUUCAUCACAGUAGAACAAUGAAACUUCCUGAGUAGUUAAUGGGUUACAAUGUGUAUGUAUCUGCAUGUUUAAAUGACAUAGCCUGCCAAUGAAUGUUGCAAAUGCCUUAUGAAAGAUUUUAUUUCCUCUAUUGGACUUUUUCUUUUGAGUUUCGAACUGACAUGUAAACAUUACACACUGUUUCAGCGGAGUUCUUUAAAUCCAUUUUCUAAUGGGUACCUUCUAAAGUGCAAUUGUCUAAGUACAUAUCUUUCCAUGACCACUGUACGCUGCUGCUAUCAUAGUGCUUGUUCUAAUACAAAAUAAAUAAAACCGAGGAGUCUGUCUCACA
Molecule: messenger RNA, 7350 nt
Organism: Salvelinus namaycush (lake trout)
Lineage: Eukaryota; Metazoa; Chordata; Actinopteri; Salmoniformes; Salmonidae
Product: oxysterol-binding protein-related protein 6-like
Exons: 21
Coding region: 1-2610 (869 amino acids)
Cellular component (GO): plasma membrane; perinuclear endoplasmic reticulum; intracellular membrane-bounded organelle
Molecular function (GO): cholesterol binding
Source: RefSeq, a predicted model, not a curated record